AUGUCUAUUCAAUCUGCCGACACCGUUGUGUUCGACUUGGAUAAGGCCUUCCAAAGAAGAGAUGAGUUUGUUAAAAGAAAUCCGAAUGCUACUAUAGAUUUAUUUGAAUUCUCCAAGAGCAAUUCUGCUCAGAUAUCUAACUUGGAAGGUUUGACGCAGUUCAUACUAGCUAGAAAAUAUGAAGCUAGCGCAUACGUAUACAUUUAUGAGGAGCUAUUUCCAGAAGUUGUCUCAAGAUGGAUUGUUUCUUUACAGCACUGUACAGAUGAUGAAGCAAUUGAAAUUCUUUCCCAACUUGCCAGAAUUAUCACCAUCUUCCCUAUGAGUACUAAUCUUAUCGAUAACUGCAUGUCAGAAUUUGCUGAUAACUUCACUAAAUUAUUAGACUCACCUGCAAUAAACAUGGAAAAGAAAUCUGAAAUAUUACUUGCAUACUAUCGUAUCCUAUAUGAGAAUCAGCAGAUCUUCAAUAAAUAUAUUAAGAUGGAAAUCCUCUACAAAAUACUAGCUACUCAAGAAAGUUCAAUGGAAAUGAAAUUCCUGGCUGUGAGAGUUUUAUGCACUCUUUUGAACACUAACGAAAAGCAUAUACUAGAAACAACUGACCUGUAUAUUGGUAAUUGUAACAAUAUUCCAGGGUACUAUGAAGGUUUGAGUAAUGUGAAUUAUAAAUUUAUGGAAUUGAAUGAAGCCCAUAGAUUCUCUGAAUUCUUCAGUCUACCAAAAAUCGGUGAUGAGAGUAAUCCCACUUCAUCGAACAUAAUAACAUUCGGUACUGAUUGCUUUACAGACCAUAUAGUAUCAAUUUGUGGUAUAUUGACCCCAAGAAUAGUCACUACUAAAGAUACCAGAGAUUACGAUUUCGACUAUGUUCCGACCAAACAGACUGUUGCUGUACUAAAAAAACUGGCAAAGCUUAUCCAGAAAAAUGAACCUAUGAUGCUUGUCGGUAAGGCUGGUACUGGUAAAACCUUUUUAAUCAAUGAAUUAAGCAAAUAUAUGAAAACACAUGACUCUGUUGUUAAAAUCCACUUAGGUGAACAAACAGAUGCUAAACUUCUGAUUGGUACAUAUACCUCUGGUGAAAAACCAGGCACAUUUACAUGGAAAUCAGGUGUACUUGCAACUGCUGUCAAAGAAGGUAGAUGGGUUUUGAUAGAAGAUAUUGAUAAGGCUCCUACAGAAGUUUUAUCUGUAAUUCUCUCACUACUGGAGAAAAGGGAACUGACAAUACCGUCUCGUGGUGAAACAUUGAAAGCAGCAAAAGGGUUUCAGUUAAUUGCGACAGUACAAACCAGCGAAAGAAACUCAACAAAGGAUUCUGAGCCAGUAAUCAACAUGAUCGGUAAAAGUGCUUGGAAUAUUGUUUCUCUAGAAGAACCUUCUGACAAGGACCUCGAAGAGAUCUUGUCGAAGAAAUUUUCUCUGCUAACUAGAUUAAUUCCUCAACUUAUUGAAACUUAUCACAACAUACAUUCAAUUUACCAAGACCCUAAAUUUAUUUCCCUGAAUAAAGGCAGCCAUUCAAGAGGUAUUUCCAUAAGAGAUUUAACAAAACUGUGCCACAGAUUGACGUCUAUAUUUACUGCGAAUAACAUCAAAGAUUCUGAUCAUCUGAUAGAGACAAGUGUAUUUGACGAUAUUUUUGCAGAAACAGCAGAUUGCUUCACUGCAGCUGUAGGAGAAUAUCGUGCCUUAGAACCUCUUUAUCAUGGAAUUGGUAGAACGUUAGAAAUACCAGAAUCCAGAAUAUUGGUUUAUCUCAAUAGUCGUGUCCCUAGCUUUGAAAACCAGGAUAAUUUCAUCAAAAUCGGGCGCUCUAAACUUGAGAAGAACUCUUUAAAUAUGCAAAAGAAAUCUGUGAAUAGUACUAAUUUUGCUACCACAAAUCAUUCUUUAAGACUUAUGGAACAAAUUGCCAUGUCAAUACAAAUGAAUGAACCGCUACUUCUUGUUGGUGAGACAGGUACUGGUAAGACAACUGUUGUACAGCAGGUAUCGAAACUUUUACACAAGACUUUAAAUGUUAUUAAUGUAUCACAACAAACUGAAUCUGGUGAUUUAUUGGGUGGUUACAAACCUGUUAACUCUAAAUCAAUUGCCAUUCCUAUACAAGAGGAAUUUGAAAUACUUUUUGCAUCCACAUUCUCCAUGAAGAAAAAUGAAAGGUUUUAUAAAAUGCUUCAUAAAUUCUUCAACCGUGGUAAUUGGAAGAAUGUAGUAAAGCUUUGGAACGAAGCAUUUAAAAUGGCAUCUACCAUUCUUCAAUCACAUAAGGAUGAAGAAAAUCGUGAUUCUCAGAAGAAAAGACGCAAGCUCAAUAGUAAUGAAAAAUCUCAACUCUUCAAGAAAUGGCAAUUAUUCAAAGAUGAUGUAGAAAAGUUCGAGGUUCAAUCUUCAAGCUUGGAGAAUUCGUUUGUCUUUAAUUUUGUUGAAGGUGCACUUGUAAAAGCUAUUAAAAAUGGUGAAUGGCUGCUACUUGAUGAAAUUAACUUAGCAUCUGCCGACACAUUAGAAAGUAUAUCCGAUUUGCUAGCAGAUCCAGAAUCUAGAAGCAUUUUAUUAGCUGACAAGGGUGAUAUGCUUCCAAUCAAAGCACAUCCUGACUUCAGAUUAUUUGGCUGUAUGAAUCCUGCCACUGAUGUAGGUAAAAAAGAGCUUCCGUCUGGUAUUCGUUCUAGGUUUACCGAGAUUUAUGUUCAUUCUCCAGAUAGGGACAUUAGUGAUUUACUUGCAAUUAUUGAUAAGUAUAUCGGAAAAUACAGUGUCAGUGAUGAAUGGGUUGGUAAUGACAUCGCAGAACUCUAUCUUGAAACUAAAAAGCUUUCAGAGAACAAUGUCAUCGUCGAUGGAUCAAAUCAGAGACCACACUUCAGUAUAAGAACUCUUACCAGAACAUUAUUAUAUGUUUGUGACAUUGUCCAUGUAUAUGGACUAAGACGGGCCUUAUAUGAUGGUUUUUGUAUGAGUUUCUUGACCUUAUUGGACCAGAAAUCAGAAGAUAUUUUACGUCCUUUAAUUUCGAAGUACACCAUUGGCAGACUCAAAAACAUAAAAUCUGUCUUAUCUCAAAUUCCGCAAUCACCUGGGGAGAACUAUAUUCAAUUUAAGCAUUAUUGGAUGAAGAAGGGACCUGGUGAGUUAAAACCUCAAGCACAUUAUAUUAUCACUCCUUUUGUUGAAAAAAAUAUGAUGAACCUUGUCAGGGCUACUUUGGGAAGCAGAUUUCCAGUGUUAAUUCAAGGUCCUACAUCAGCAGGUAAAACAAGUAUGAUCAAGUAUUUAGCUGAUAUCACGGGCCAUACUUUUGUCCGUAUCAACAAUCAUGAACAUACAGACUUACAAGAAUACUUAGGUACGUAUGUUACGGAUGAUACAGGAAAACUGUCCUUCAAAGAAGGUAUCUUAGUAGAAGCUUUGAGAAAAGGUUAUUGGAUUGUACUAGAUGAAUUGAAUUUGGCUCCAACAGACGUUUUAGAGGCAUUGAACAGACUUUUAGACGACAAUAGGGAAUUAUUUAUUCCUGAAACACAAGAAGUUGUCCAUCCUCACCCUGAUUUCAUGUUAUUUGCUACUCAGAAUCCACCUGGCCUAUAUGGUGGUCGUAAAUUUUUAUCCAGAGCCUUUAGAAACCGUUUCCUGGAAUUGCAUUUUGAUGACAUCCCUCAAGAUGAAUUAGAAAUAAUUUUAAGAGAACGUUGCCAAAUAGCACCUACAUAUGCUAAAAAAAUCGUUGAAGUCUACAGACAACUGGCUAUUGAACGCUCUGCCAAUAGAUUAUUUGAACAGAAGAAUAGCUUUGCCACGUUGAGAGAUUUAUUUAGAUGGGCAAUGCGAGACGCAGUUGGAUAUGAAGAACUCGCUGCUAAUGGUUACAUGCUUCUUGCCGAGAGAUGCAGAUCAAACACCGAGAAACUAUUAGUGAAAAAGGUACUAGAACGUGUAAUGAAAGUUAAAUUGAACAUGAAUAAGUAUUAUAUGAAUCUCGAAGACACCGACAUCCUAAAGGAUAAUUCUAUUGUGUGGACGAAUGCAUUAAGAAAGCUUGUUGUGUUAGUAUCGUCAGCUAUGAAGAACAAAGAACCUAUAUUACUAGUUGGUGAAACAGGUUGUGGUAAAACUACGGUUUUUCAACUAUUAUCUAAAUAUUUGAGAAACAACUUAAUCAUUUUGAAUGCUCAUCAGAAUACCGAAACUGGUGAUAUUCUUGGUGCACAGAGACCUGUGCGUAAUAGAUCAGGACUACAAGAGGAAUUCAAAAAUCUUGUAUUACCGAUAUUGAAUAUUAAUAAUGACGAGCCAAACUCUUAUACAGUCGAUGAUCUGAUAAGAAGCUACAAUAAGCUAGAUAAAAGCGAAGUUGAUCAUCAAUUACAAACUAAGAUAGAAAAUAGUAUUAAAAAUAUGAAUAUACUAUUUGAAUGGAAAGAUGGUCCACUUGUCCAAGCCAUGAAAAGUGGCAAUUUUUUCCUACUUGAUGAAAUUUCACUUGCGGAUGACUCAGUGCUAGAAAGGUUAAACAGUGUUCUAGAACCAGAAAGAAGUCUGCUUUUAGCUGAGAAAGGUUCAUCUGAUGCCCUAGUAACUGCCUCUGAAAGGUUUCAAUUUUUUGCAACAAUGAACCCAGGUGGUGAUUAUGGUAAGAAAGAACUGUCUCCAGCUUUACGGAAUCGUUUUACUGAGAUAUGGGUUCCAUCCAUGGAUAACUUGGCAGACAUUACCAUGAUUGUUGAAGAUAGAUUGCAAAUAAAGAAGCAGGAAUUUGCAAACAUAAUAUGUAAAUUCACCGAAUGGUUUGGCAAAAAGUUCGGUGGAGGUGAUGCCUCAAGUGGUGUUGUAUCUUUGAGAGAUAUUUUAUCAUGGGUAGAAUUCAUUAAUGAAUCAUAUGAUUCUAUUAAUAAUCACUACGCAGUUCUUGUUCACGGUGCAUCUAUGGUUUUCAUAGACGCACUUGGAACAAAUAACACUGCGCAUUUUGCCGAAGAUGAGAGGCUCCUAAAAAAACUAAAGUUUGAAUGUAUCGAGUAUUUGUCAAACAUUACCAAUGAGGAUCUGACUUCUUAUAUUGGCCAGAAAGUUGAGGUUACAGUGAGGGAUAAUAAAGUAUGUGCAGGACUGUUCUCAAUUCCAAUCAAGGAUGCUACCAAAAACUCUGUUACCUUCAACUUUAGUGCCCCUACUACCACAGUCAACACUAUGAAAGUUAUACGUGCCAUGCAAGUACAUAAACCAAUUUUGCUUGAAGGUAGUCCAGGUGUUGGUAAAACCAGUUUAAUAACUGCUUUAGCUAAUGCCACGGGGAACAAUCUAACUCGUAUAAACUUGUCAGAACAAACAGAUUUAGUGGAUUUGUUUGGUUCAGAUGCUCCAGGAGAGAAUAGUGGUGAAUUUAUAUGGAAGGACGCGCCAUUUUUAAGAGCCAUGCAAUUAGGUGAAUGGGUGUUACUUGAUGAGAUGAAUUUAGCAUCUCAGUCAGUUUUAGAAGGUUUGAACGCCUGCUUAGAUCAUCGUGGUAUGGCUUACAUUCCAGAACUUGAUAGGUCUUUUUCGUGCCAUCCUAAUUUCAUGGUAUUUGCUGCUCAAAACCCACAAUAUCAAGGUGGUGGUAGAAAAGGUUUACCAAAGUCAUUUGUUAACCGUUUCAGUGUUGUUUAUGUUGAUAUGCUGGACUAUCACGAUUUGUUGAAGAUUGCAAACCAUCUAUAUCCUGAAAUAAAAGAGGACAUCGUUGAGAAGAUGAUUAGGUUUAUUUCUUUGAUGGAGGAUGAAUUAGUACAUAAGAAGUCAUUCGGUGCUUUUGGUUCACCAUGGGAAUUCAACCUAAGAGAUACCUUAAGGUGGUUAAAACUGCUCCGCUCUUCAGAAAUAAGUGAUGAUCCUUUAAAUUAUGUUGACACCAUUGUCACCCAAAGAUUUAGAGCUGAUGCCGAUAAAACAUACGUAAACCAACUGAUAAAAUCAAUCUUUGGCAAAAUACCAACACGGGAUAAGUUUUAUUGUGUGCUUCCAGAAACAUUACAAGUUAAUAGUGAAAUUAUAGAGAGAUGUUCAUCAUACCAUCAUCCAUCCUUGAAAAAGAUUGUACCAUUACAAUGUAAUUUUGAUGCCUACGAAUCAUUAAUAAGGUGUAUUAAGUACAACUGGCCUGCCAUUAUAGUUGGUCCAAGCAAGUCCGGAAAAACGGAACUUAUUAACUUUAUUGCUGAUGUUGUUGGUCAAAAGGUGGAUGUCUUUUCAAUGAAUAGUGAUGUAGACAGUAUGGAUAUACUAGGUGGUUAUGAACAAGUGGAUCUUAACAGAAAACUAUCUCAAAUAAGGACAGACAUUUUGUCCAUUUUAGCUGAUUUUAUUCAACAAGAAAUUACAAAAGAGAUACAAGACUUCCAACAACUAAUGAAGAUGAUUAGGCUGUACGAGUCUAUUAAUGAGAGAACUGUUCUAAAUGAGAUAUCAUUUCAACAGGAGGUGCUGUCAGUUGUACAUUUGCUUGAUCACAAUGAAAAAUACAACAAUUUACUAUUACAAGCAUCCAAGAUAACUAAUUUAAUCGGAAAAGACAUGCCUGUUAAGUUUGAAUGGUUUGAUGGUAUGCUAAUCCAAGCUAUCGAGAAAGGACAUUGGCUAAUAUUAGAUAACGCUAACUUGUGCUCCCCUUCCGUUUUAGAUAGGUUGAACUCAUUAUUGGAAACUGAGAGCACACUGCUAAUCAAUGAAUGCAGUAACGAAGAUGGGUCUACGAGAGUAUUGAAACCGCAUCCUAAUUUCAGGUUGUUUUUGACUGUUGACCCUCAUUAUGGCGAGCUGUCCAGAGCUAUGAGAAAUAGAGGUGUUGAGAUAUACCUUGAAGCUUUACCUGAUAGAACAACAACCUUUGACAAGAACUUGAUAUAUGAAAGCAUGGAUGGUAGUAUGCCAUUACAAAAGUUUAUGCCAGUACACUUGUCUCAACUGAACUCAUUUGCAGAAAUACAAUACUUGCUAUCAAAUUCAUCUAAUAUCUCAAGUAAUAUUCUUGCCUCGAGAAUCACUCCUUUUUGCCGCAAAACACUUGCUUCAUGGUACGAAAAUCUGGCGGUAACAAGUAACACCACAAAUUUGCUACAAUCAAACCACUUGGUUCAAUUUAUUAAAUUGAUAGAAACCAAUUCCUUGAUCAUCGAAGAUAGCCAGCAAUCAUCCUUAAUAAAUCCUUUGAUUAAUGUUUACCUUCUCCCACAGAUCAGAAAAUCUUAUAUCAAAACAAGUGAUGAAGAAGUGAUGUUUUUAUUUGUUGCUCAUAGAUUACUGAACAAAUUAAUCACUGAAUUGAAUCAUAUUUCAAACGCUUCAACAUCAUUGAAAAUGGAAGACAUGAACUAUCUUGAACUAUCUGCUGCAAUAUACAAUGGAAGGUAUCUAAAGAAUAGACCUAAUGUCCCAAUCUUUGAGAUUUUGAUGCAGAUUCAAAAUUACCUCAUUUCAUCAUUUGGUGGUAAUGGCUAUGAGAAACAACAAAAUUUUUAUAAGUGCCACGUCGAACUAUUGCUCGUCUUACUAAGUUUAAUCGAAACCUGUGGCAAAAAAGAUGAAGCAAGAUUGAGAGUGUAUAAAACCGAAGUUCAAAAAUGGAUUUCAAAUGCCACAGUGGAAGGAUUUGCUAUUGAUUCCAUACUGUUGGCUAUGGAUAAUUUCGAAGACAGCUUAAAACUGAAGAGAGGUAAGGGAAUGUCGGCCUUAUGGAUUAAAUUCCGGGACAGUUAUCCAAGGACUUCCGUUGGAUGGUCACUAUGGAUUGUUGCUGAAGAAUUAUCGUUUAAGUUUGACAAGAUUGCUAAAUUGCAGUUCUCGAACAAUUUGGAGAUUAUCUCCAAUCUAAAGCAAACUUUCUUUAUUGUCUUCGAUGAAAUUUGUCGAGACAACUUAGACAUAGCAGAAGAUCUAAUAUCUAAAUUAAAAACUGGUAUUGAUGAGUUAGAAGUGAUCUCUAAAUCAUUCUUAGUUCAGAAAAGAAAUUACUUCGAAAAUGAAUUUGAUGAUAUUAUCGUAUACACAGCUGCAUUACAAGCAAACAAACCGUCAACUUUCUUUAAUAUACUAGCAUUGUCGUCAUUUUCUACAUUAAAUGGCUAUAAAUUAACACGAGAGAGCACUUCCUAUCCUAAAUUCUUGUCAUUGUUGUGGUCCUUUGAUGAUAACAAUUUGAUAUCAAAAUCAGGAACUCUAUUAACUGGAAAAUUUGCUGAAACUACACUAUCGAAGGCGAACAAUCUACAUGAAAUAAUAGGAUCUCAAGUUGAUGAGACUAUUCAUGAUGUAAAGGCUUUGCUAUCGGCUUUAUUAUCCACAUCAUAUCAAAUUACGAGUCAUUCUUUAGAGCAAACAUUCAAGACUUUGGUAGACUGGAUUGUAGCAAUAAUAGAGGCUUUUACGGGAUCAAAUGUGAUAUAUAGAAGCUAUAACGAGUUGCUCUCCGAAUUACGUGGUCUUGAAGCUCCUGUUCUAGAGCCUUUACAAAAUCCGUACUUUUUAGGGCAGAUGGAAGCGUUCAUUGAGAGUAAAUGUUCUUUUGCACUGGCUUCCUGUUGGAUUUAUUUUGGUAUAACAUUAAUCGAAUUAUUUUGUCCAGACACUGCCUUUGAUCCUGCCAUUGAGAAUUAUGUUCAAUAUGAUUUAUUCCGAUCGCAUAGGGACUUUUUACAAGCGGAAAAGUCAGGAUGGGCUAAGUUUAGAAUGGUUACUUCGGGUGUCACUCCAAUAUAUAAUGAACUACUAGCUCAAUCUAUCGAAGAACCGUCUGCGCCUGAAAAACCUCUAGUUUACAGGACCAAUGAAGCUGUGGAUGAUCUGUUCGAUGAAUGGAAUGCUUUCUUAUUAUCUUCACUUUCACAGGAUCAUAUAAAUGAUUUGGUACAGGCAGGUAAAUUAAAGCACUCUAUUUCAUCUCGUUUGGAUAGUCUUCAAGUGAACUCUUCAAAAUUUGUUGAAAGAGUAAAAUCUGGUUUCAAAAUGUUUUCUGAUCUAAAUGAUAUUUUUGCUGGCUACAUAUUUGCAAUUAAGUUUGGUUUUGAUAUUAUGAAACAAAAGUUGUUGAAUGAUAACCUUCACCAAGGGACCACAAGGUUGUGGGCAGUAAACCCACUACUAACUGUAAGUGAAUACUCUGUGAAGCAGCAUUUCAAGAAUAUGUUUGUAAUGCUGCAAAGGGCCUCUGCUAAUAAUUAUGACGCAGAUAGAACUUUAUUACAUUUUGUGAGAUUAUUCAGGUACUUUAAACAAUCUGAUGAACUGCUAGAUAUAUUCCAUGAAUCUCUGCAUACAUUAUAUGCGAGAUGGUCAAUGAGAAAAAUGCAAUCAGAGAAAAAACAAGAAGAACAGGCCAAAACUUUUAAGUACACUGAUGAAUCUGAUGAUUUUGAAAGAGAAUUCCGAGAAAUGUUCCCUGACUAUGAUGAUGAAUUAAAUUUAUCGGAAGAUAUUAAGUCACAAGACGAGGAAACUGUUGACUUAUAUCAUCAGCUGACCAUUGAGUACAUGAACUUAUUCAGUUCCGAUGAACAACUAUCGCUAAACGAUGUGAUUACGGAAGGUACAAAGAUUAGUUCAUUGGAUAAUAGUUUAUCUGCACAAUUAACCUCAGGAAUAGUUACCCCUGAAACGCUACUAUCAGUAGCGAACAUUUUAGCACAAAAAAUUAAUGGAUUCGAUAAAACCGAGAACAAAUCCUUCAGCAUAUUUAAGGACUUUUCCAUACCAGAAAGCAAGAAAGCCGCUAGAUCCAUUUUAACUCUUCUUGGGAAGGUCAAUGAACUUCUUAACCAAUGGCCUGAGAAUGCGACAUUGCAAGAUUUAUUUAGAACCUGCCAUGAAUUUCUUUCCUUCACAUUGGACACUACCAUUGCCAGACAAUUACAGAAGCUUGAACAGAUCUACACUAUCUUAACAGAGUGGGAGAAAUAUGCUUCCUCAACUGUAUCGCUCAACGACUAUAUCACUGAGAUUGUAAACACAUUGGUGAGCUGGAGAAGAAUGGAACUUAGAAGUUGGUCGGAACUGCUGUUGAAUGAGGAUAAACAGGCACAGAGAAGUAUUAGUAAAUGGUGGUUUUACCUUUAUGAAACUAUCAUAUUACCUACAGAAUCAAAUAUGGAUGGAGAAAAUGAAAAACAAUAUAAACUACUUCAAGCAUUGAAUGUAUUUUUUAGUGAAAGUACAAUUGGAGAAUACGAUCACAGAAUAAAUCUAGUUAUUUCAUUUAAAGAACAUUUGUUGAAUUCUUUCCCUAAUAAAGAACAGACCAUAAAUGCUCUGACAAACAUCAUUCUGUAUUACAAGCAAUUUCAAGAAAAGGUGCAGGAUGUGAUUAAAACUACACGAAAAACAUUGGAUAAGGAUAUGAAAGAUAUAAUUCUUCUUGCUAGCUGGAAGGAUGUCAAUAUAGAUGCUCUGAAACAAAGUUCCAAAAAAUCCCAUAAUAACCUUUAUAAAAUUGUCAGGAAGUACAGAAAUGUCAUAUCUGGUAAAGUCACUGACCUAAUUACGGGGGGUUUACAAUUUAGCAAACCGAAAUCUUUAGGCCCUCGUAACUUGAACAACCUAAAUUUGGAGACUUUAUGUGUUGACCUUUCAUCAGUUACUGAUGUUGACGAACCUUUGAAAUUACAUAAGAAUUUCAGAAACAUUGAUACCAUUGUCCAUAAUAUGAAGCACUUCACCAAUAUUGUAAAACAAUGGGACGCUCCGGACUUUACACAAUUAUCAGAAGAAUAUCUCAGCGAAGCUGACAGGCUCCGCAAGGAAACACCUUCUCAAUAUAAGAAAGAAAUAAAAAAACAUUUGGCUGCAUUGAAAGUUCAAAAAAGAAAACUAUUAAGUGAUGGUAUAAAAGAACUUAGAAGAAUUGGUCUGAAGUCAAGUUACCGUAUUGAUAUUCAAAAAGUACAAUCUUCAUCAACUUUAAUACUGGCCAAUGCACCAGCUCUAGUGCAGUUAUCUGAUAGUACACGAGACGAAUGGUUCUAUAAGCUAAUUGACCUUCUACCUAGACUAAGGAGUGCAAUUUCUGAGCCAAAUGAAGAAGUUCCUAUUACCUCCUUAGAAAAGGGUAUGGCUAUUACUGAAAAUUUAGUGUUCUCACUUAUUGUCACAAGGACACCAAUUUUAGAAUUACAAGAAAACUCGAAGGUCAUAGAGCAGAAACUCUUGUACAUAAGAAAAUUUAUGAAUUCUAACUUUGCUUUGAAGUUCAACACUCAACACAAGUGCAUUAAAAAUAUGUCAUCUGAUGUGUCUGCCAUAUUAAAUUUAGUAAAUUACAGUUUGGAAACACUUUCAUCUGUUAGCCAAUACAACAACAAAGAUAAUGACAACAUCAACUCCUGUUAUCAGUUCCUAAAGACAUCGAAAGAGAAGUUUAUGAGUUUGGAGAACAUGAUCUCAAAUGCUCUCAACUAUGACAUUUCUUUCAGCGAUGUCAGGAACGAAUUUAGCAGUCUGAUAUUAAGUAGUAGAACUGAGGUUCAAAAGAUAUCAACACCAAACAAUAGCAUGUUUAUUCAACCUGUCCACGACUACCUCUUGAAUGUUGGAAGUAUAGAACUAAAUGAUGAGCUGACAAGAAAUGAUGAGUCUCACUUCGAGGCAAUAACGUCAUUAGCAUCAAAGUUGUCAGAUGCCGUAUUGGUCAGAUUUCAGAAAGUAAUGUCAAACAACUUUGAUAAUUUAUCAGAAUCUGAUGACAAAUGGCUGCAAUUGCUAUCAAAGAAACUGUUAUCAUCAUUAAAAGACAUGAAUUCGAAGAAUAUUUCCAAAUUAGUCUCAGAACUAUACGAAAUGAUAAUUUCUUGUGAUUACAGCAAAGGUGAAUCAAUUAAAUUACGCAAAAUACUUAAGUUUGUUUUACCUUUUAUUUGUGGGUAUGUUGGUCUUUCCGAAAACCUACUGGAAAAGACUUGGAGCUUUUACUAUCAACUAUCUUCCGGUACAUAUGUAUUUGGUACUAUAUUGUACAACUUAGCCAAGGAUGGAUUUUGUUCACCACCUCCGCCAUCUGAAGAAACUUAUGAUGAAAACUUGCAUGAAGGUACUGGUUUAGGUGAUGGUGAGGGUGCUGAGAACAAGAGUAAUGAUAUAGAUCAGGAUGAAGAUUUGACAGAAGAUGCACAAACUUCAAAUCAAGAUCAAAAGGAUAAAGAUGAUAGAGAAGAUGAUGACGAAGAUAAUGCAGUUGAUAUGGAAGGUGAUAUGGCUGGUGAAUUAGAAGAUAUUUCCGAUCAAGAUAACUCCGAUGACUCUGACAAUGAAAGUGAUGAAGAAGAACUGGAUGAGGAAAUCAAUGAUAUCGACGAUGACGAUGCUAAUGCGGUUGACGAUAAAAUGUGGGACGAGAAAGUUGAUGAUAAUCUCAAAGAGAAGGAAACUGAUAAUCAGAUUGAGAAUCAGAAUAAUGAAUCUGAAGAUGUCCAGGCAGCCGAAAAUGAACAACAAGAAAACGGUGAUGAAGGUUCAAACAAAGAGCCUGAUAGUAAAGAAGAAAAUAACGAAGAUCAGCAAAAUGAUAGUGAAAACCAAAAUGGGGAUGAACAAGAACAAGAUCUUGACAAUGAGGAAUCUGGAGAGGAAGACGUAGGCCAGCAAGAAGAUGAAGUUGUUAAUGAUGAGAAAGAAGAACAAAUGUUCGAUGCCCCCGAAAUCGAAACUAUGGAAUUACCAGAAGAUAUGCAACUCGAUUCAGAAGAGGAAUCCAAAUCUGAUAAUGAAGAAGAGGAGGAUGACAUGAAGGAUUCUGGUUUUGAAUCUAAUGCAGAAGAAAUGGAAGUUGAAGAAGAUAUCCUUGACGAGAAGCAAAACAAAGAUGAUAUGGAAGUAGACAAUCUAGAGGAGGAAAACAUUGAAGAGGAGAAUAAUUUAUCCGAUGCAAACGAAGAAAAUGAUAAUCAAGAAGGUGAAAACAACGAUGAAGACAAUAAUGAUGUAGACAUGCAAGAUGAAGAGCAGACACUUCAAGAAGAACCACAAACGGAAAACGGGGAAACUGGAACCAAUAUUGAUGAUGAAGGUGCUGAAGGUAUUGAAAACUAUUUAGACAACAAUGAUGAAACCUCAGAAGCUAAUGCGGAACAAAACGCCGGUGCUAAAGGUGCAGGAGCUGACACUAAAGAUGACGAAGAUCAAGAAAAUAUAGGUGAUUCCGGUAUGACAAAUCUGGAACACCAAGAACAGGAAAAAGACUCUGAAAACCAUAACGAUUCUUCCCGUGAAAAAGCUAAUGAGGUUUUGAAAGAACUUGGUGACUCGUUAAAGGAAUACCAUAACCGCAGACAAGAGAUUAAUAAUCCUUCAAAUGAUGAAAACAAGGAGAAUGAAAACAAGGCAAAUCAACGACCUGAUGAAUUUGAACAUCUUGAUGGUGCUAAUACCGAAACUGAUACACAAGCUCUUGGAGGUGCAAAUCAAGAAGAAGCGAAUAAAAUAGAUGACGAUCUUGCGAUCAAUGAUGACCUUGAUGAAGAGGAGAAAAUAGAUUCUGAUAUAGACACUGAUGAUGCAGCAAACUUGGAGUCACAUAAUGAAAUUAAAGAAGAAUUGGAAGAAGAUCUCAAUACUGAUAUACAGAAGGAUACUGACUCUAAGAGCCAAGGUGCAUUUGCCAGCACCAUGAAAGAUCUUUCCAUUGAAGAUAAAGAAAUUUAUGAAAAUGAUGGACUUUUCAAAAGAGAGGAUUACGAAAACGAGUUGGAUCAAUUAAUGGAUGAAAUCGAUAAAGAAACUAAUCUGAAAGCCGAGAUUGAUAAACCACAACGUGACCUUACUGAAUCUAGAGAAUUAUGGAGAAAGAGUGAGAUUGAGACGGUAGAACUUUCUGCCAGACUGGGUGAACAAUUACGUUUAAUCUUGGAGCCAACUUUGGCCACUAAAUUAAGAGGUGACUAUAAAACAGGUAAACGUUUGAAUAUGAAGCGUAUUAUACCAUACAUAGCAUCUCAGUACAGGAAAGACAAAAUUUGGCUAAGACGCACCAAACCAAGCAAGAGGCAAUACCAAAUCAUGUUAGCGCUCGAUAAUUCUAAAUCUAUGAGUGAAUCCAAAUCUGCGCAAUUGGCAUUCAAUAGUUUAUGCUUAGUGUCAAAGACACUGUCGCAACUGGAAUCUGGAGGAUUGUCUAUUGUCAGAUUUGGUGAAUACACAAAAGAAGUUCAUUCAUUUGAUCAAAACUUCUCGAAUGAUUCAGGAAGUAAAGUUUUCCAAUGGUUCAAUUUCCAAGAGGACAAAACAGAUGUCAAAAGACUUGUCGGUGAAUCUAUAAAGAUAUUUGAACGUGCUAGGGCCUACUCAGACAAUGAUCAAUGGCAAUUAGAAAUCGUGAUAUCAGAUGGUUUAUGCGAAGAUCAUGAUACAGUUGAGAGACUGGUACGCCGCGCAAGAGAUAAGAAAAUCAUGCUUGUUUUUGUGAUUAUCGACAACCUAGGCCAAUCCAACGAAUCUAUCAUGGACAUGAGCCAAGUUAAGUACGUUCCGGACAGUUCAGGUAACCUACAGUUGAAGAUCACUAAAUAUCUAGAUACCUUCCCGUUCGAAUUCUAUGUUGUGGUCCAUGAUAUUGUUGAACUGCCUGAAAUGUUGGCAUUAAUUUUGCGCCAAUACUUUUCAGACCUGGCAUCUCAAUAG
This is a messenger RNA of Nakaseomyces glabratus, 14643 nucleotides long. RefSeq names its product AAA family ATPase midasin (gene REA1). The record is from RefSeq and is a predicted model, not a curated record. Gene Ontology annotation, molecular function: ATP hydrolysis activity; ATP binding. Lineage: Eukaryota; Fungi; Ascomycota; Saccharomycetes; Saccharomycetales; Saccharomycetaceae. Gene Ontology annotation, biological process: ribosomal large subunit export from nucleus; ribosomal large subunit assembly. Gene Ontology annotation, cellular component: nucleus; preribosome, large subunit precursor.